AUUUUAAUUGGUCCAACAGACCAGCAAUUGAGCUCAGACUUCCGCCCUUCCAUUCAUCCCAUUUUUUGUUUCACCUCUUUUCAACUGCCAAAUCACCGUCCAUGGCCCUGGAACUCAGAUUCCCGUCGUCAGAGCUUUCUUUAUUUUCCCGGAGGUGUUUCGCUCCGAUCAAUCACCGCCAAAAUGUCAGAUUGCCCUUCACCUGUCCAAGGAAAACCACCCCAGAGUCACCGAUGAGUUGGGGUUCUGGUCACCGCCUUGUUGUUACAGCGAAGAAAUCCCCGAUCGAUGGCGUUCCGGCGGAGCUUAACAAAAUCGCCUCUCAGAAAUUGGACUCUGCUCCGGCCCGCCGCCGGGUCCGGUCCGCUUUCAUGGAGCUUCAACAGCAGCUCGAUCACUGCUUAUUCAAGAUGGCUCCUGCUGGGAUCAGAACUGAAGAGUGGUAUGAAUGUAAUUCAAGAGGCUUGAAUAUUUUCUGCAAAAGAUGGUUUCCUGAGAGUGAUGUUGGUAUUAAAGGUGCUGUGUGUUUCUGCCAUGGCUAUGGUGAUACCUGCACGUUCUUCUUUGAUGGAAUUGCUAGGCACAUUGCUGCAUCUGGGUAUGCCGUUUAUGCGAUGGACUACCCAGGUUUCGGUCUUUCGGAAGGAUUGCACGGUUACAUUCCCAGCUUUGAUGAACUAGUUGAUGAUGUUAUAGAACAGUACAAGAAGUUCAAAGGUAGACCAGAAUUGAAUGGAUUGCCUCAUUUCAUAUUAGGACAGUCCAUGGGGGGAGCUGUUACCUUGAAAAUUCACUUGAAGGAACCAAAGCUAUGGGAUGGAGUGGUUCUUGUGGCUCCCAUGUGUAAAAUUGCAGACGAUGUCAAACCGCCUGAACCUGUGCUUAAGCUCUUAAAACUAAUGUCUCAUGUCGUGCCAAAAGCCAAGCUUCUCCCAAAUGUCGAUCUCGGAGAACUCGCUAUCCGAGAAACAAACAAAAGGAAACUGGCGGUGUACAAUGUUACAUCAUAUGGUGAUCGGAUGCGCGUGAAAACCGCCAUGGAACUUUUAAAGGCGACGGAUGAUAUCGAGAAACAAGUGGAGAAGGUUUCAUCACCAUUACUGGUUCUUCAUGGAGCUGCAGACAAGGUGACAGAUCCUAAGAUUAGUCGUUUUCUAUAUGAGAAAGCGUCAAGCAAGGACAAGACUUUGAAGCUGUAUGAAGAAGGUUUUCAUUGCAUCCUAGAAGGAGAACCAGAUGAAAGAAUUUUUACUGUCCUUAACGAUAUAAUCUCUUGGCUAGAUUCCCGAUGCUCCUCGACGUAGUGCUCGGCUAUCUGUUCAAUGUUUAUAUUUGAAGAAUUAUAAAAUUGCGUUUUCUUUUGUUGAAGCAUAAACUUUGGUUAAAUCAUACCCAAUAUGAAACUUUAGAUUAGGUUUCCAU
Molecule: messenger RNA, 1422 nt
Organism: Cucurbita moschata (crookneck pumpkin)
Lineage: Eukaryota; Viridiplantae; Streptophyta; Magnoliopsida; Cucurbitales; Cucurbitaceae
Product: caffeoylshikimate esterase-like
Exons: 8
Coding region: 102-1304 (400 amino acids)
Cellular component (GO): membrane
Molecular function (GO): lipase activity
Source: RefSeq, a predicted model, not a curated record